CACCAUUCUUGACCUGCCAACCUUCUCAGCCUGCUCAGUCUUCUUCUAUGCAUAUCAUGGAGCAACAAUGAGGAUUUGCCUUCCCAGCCUGCUCGUUAUCCUAUUAUUCACAGGUCGCUACAUGUUAUCACAAGGAUAAUUACAUCUGGCAACAAGGAAGGCGUGUCUUUCUUCAUGAAAUCAAUGUCAUCGAUGAUUCCUAUUGUUCUGUUAAUUAUGUUGCCUCAUGGACUUCAACAAGCAUCAAGUUCAUUGGUUCAGGCAUCAGCAAGAACAUUAUUCAACACUAAGACAGAUGGGGAUACCUUGCUGGCAUUCAAGGCAAGCCUAAGCAACCAGUGGGGUGCCCUAGCCUCAUGGAACACCACCACUGACUUCUGCAGGUGGCAAGGUGUCAGUUGCAGCCUUAAGCAUAAGCACAGGGUCAUAGCGCUUAACCUCUCUUCGGAGGGCCUUGCUGGAACUAUCGCCCCUUCCAUUGGGAACCUCACGUUCUUAAGAAUUCUGGACCUCAGCUCUAACAAAUUGCAAGGUGAAAUUCCUUCAUCGGUUGGCCACCUGCCUCGGUUACAGCAUCUCUACUUGUCAGACAACUUGCUACAUGGUGAGAUAACCACCCAGUUGAAUAACUGCACAAGUCUUGAAACCAUCGAACUUUCUUCAAACUGGUUCACUGGAGAAAUCCCUGCUUGGCUCGGAGGCUUGUCAAAUCUCAAGUCCAUACGCCUGAGCAAGAACAACUUCAGUGGGAUAAUCCCACCAUCACUUGCCAACCUCUCAGCACUCCAAGAAAUCUAUUUUACGAACAACCAACUUGAUGGGCGAAUCCCUGAGGGCCUUGGCAGGCUCAGAGCUCUUGAGUUCAUGGCUCUGACUGCGAACCACCUCUCAGGCACCAUCCCUACAACACUCCUCAAUCUUUCCUCACUGACACACUUUAGUGUGACAAUGAAUGAGUUGCAUGGGACGCUGCCUUCUGACUUGGGGAAUCGCCUCCGUAAACUCCAGUACCUCCUCCUUGACAUUAACCAAUUUACAGGAAACCUUCCAGUCUCUCUUGCCAAUGCAACAGGGAUAUAUCUUCUAGACGUCUCCUCUAACAAUUUCACUGGAACCGUGCCUCCGGAGAUCGGAAAGCUAUGCCCACGCAUUUUCAAUCUUGAAGAAAAUCAGUUUGUGGCGACUACUGGUUCAGACUGGGAGUUCAUGACAUUCCUGACAAACUGCACACGUCUCUGGUUACUUGACCUUCAAGACAACAUUCUAGGUGGCAUGCUGCCGAGCUCUGUUGCCAACCUGUCAUCACAGCUAUCCGUGCUAUCUUUUGGAUUCAAUGAGAUUUCUGGAAAGAUACCAUUUGGCAUCAGCAAUCUUGUCGGGCUACAUGACUUGCAGCUCUCCAAUAGCCGAUUUACGGGCAUAUUGCCUGACAGCAUCGGAAAGUUAAAUGUACUGCAAUUCUUGGGGCUCGCUAACAACCUAUUGACAGGGUUCAUGCCAUCCUCACUUGGGAACUUGACACAGCUUCUACAUCUUUUCACAGAUAACAACAAGUUUGAAGGACCACUUCCGACAAGCCUAGGGAACCUCCAGAAGAUAACUUUAGCAAGCUUCAGAAACAAUAAGUUCACAGGUCCAUUGCCUGUAGAGAUUUUUAGCUUAUCAUCCUUGUCAAUCGCUCUGGAUUUGUCAGGCAAUUAUUUUGUCGGUCCUCUUCCACCAGAAGUCGGUAGCCUGACGAAGCUUGCGUACUUGUAUAUCUCCAGGAAUAACUUAUCAGGGCCACUGCCUGAUGCACUCAGCAAUUGCCAGAGCUUGAUAGACCUUCGGUUGGACAGCAACUCCUUCAGCAGUAGCAUCCCUGCAUCUAUCAGCCAAAUGCAAGGCGUGACAUUCCUAAAUCUGACAAAAAACACACUCUCUGGCGUGAUUCCUCAAGAGUUGGGACUCAUGAGUGGAAUGAAAGAAUUGUAUCUUUCACACAACAACUUGUCUGGGAAUAUACCAAAAAGCUUUGAAAACAUGACAUCCUUGUACCUGCUGGACCUAUCCUUCAACCAUCUGGAGGGUGAAGUUCCAACACAUGGUGUGUUCAGUAAUGUGACUGGAUUUUCGUUAGAUGUGAAUUUGGGCCUCUGUGGUGGUAUCUCAGAAUUACAUUUGCCUCCAUGCCUGCCAAAAUCCAUGGAGGACAACAAAAGGAAACGUCGUCUCAUUUUCAAAGUAAUGGCCCCAAUUGCUUGCAUCAUUCUGUGCUUUAGUUUGGUGCUUAUUUACAUUUCACGAAGAAAGAAACCAAAAGCUCGAUCUACAGCCUUGACAGGAUUUCAUUUGAUAGAUGGUAAACAUCCUAGAGUUCCUUACGCAGAAUUGGUCCAAGGAACGAACGGUUUUGAUACAAACAAUUUGAUUGGUACAGGAAGGUAUGGAUCAGUAUAUAAGUGCAGUUUGCUACUCAAAAAUAUGAUAACUACCGUUGCUGUGAAGGUGUUUGAUCUUCAACAAUCUGGCUCUUCCAAAAGUUUCAUAACAGAGUGUGAGGCACUUAGUACGAUCCGUCAUCGUAAUUUGAUCAGCGUCAUAACUUGCUGCUCAAGUUCAGAUUCAAACCAAAACGACUUCAAGGCCCUCGUGUUUGAGUUCAUGCCUAAUGGAAAUCUACAUGGGUUGUUGCAUCUCGAUGUGCAUGCAUCACAGCAACGGCGAGGUUUGACAUUGGCGCAGAGAUUAAAUAUCGCCACUAAUGUUGCGGAUGCACUAGAUUAUUUGCACAACAACUGUGAGCCACCAAUAGUUCACUGUGACUUGAAGCCAAGCAACAUUCUUCUCGAUCAGGAUUUGGUUGCUCAUGUUGGGGACUUCGGCCUUGCAAAAAUUCUUCCUGCGUCAGAAAGUGAGCAACUGAUUGACUCAAAGAGCACUAUCGGAAUAAGAGGAACAAUUGGAUAUGUUGCUCCAGAAUAUGGGGAAGGUGGUCAAGUUUCUCCAUAUGGGGAUGUAUACAGCUUCGGAAUUGUCAUCCUCGAAUUGUUUACUGCCAUGGCACCUACUCACGACAUUUUUAGAGAUGGGCUGACCUUGCAGAAGCAUGCCGAGAAUGCGUUUCCGGGGAUGAUAAUGAAGAUUGUUGAUCCAGUCCUACUCUCUAUCGAAGAAGCUUCUGCAAGUAAUUUGGAGGGUGGAAGAGAUGCAAUGGAAGACAUCAGCAAGGUCAUGUUGUCUAUCACAAUACUUGCACUAUCAUGCAGCAAGCAGGCACCAACAGAGAGGAUGUGCAUGAGGGAUGCAGCAGCUGAGAUGCGAAGGAUAAGGGAUCACCAUGUUAAAAGAAGACAAAAGGAAGAAGAAGUUACCAUGCAGUGAUAUGCAUUAGGCAAGGUGACGGUUGGCAAUACAGAUAAUGGCAUUCAUUCUACUUGCCCUUCAGCUUUGCGAAUAAUAUUGGCUUAAAGUAGUAAUCUUUUUCUAAAUGUAGAAAAAAGUCUAUCUACACCCGUACCAAUGCCAUACUUACCAGACUUAGGCUAUCUCAUUGCCGAACUCCAAAAAGGUGAGAUUUCGCCUCAUCUGAAUAAUAUUUAAUCCAGGGCAUGGAGCAACGAAUGCGUGUGCUUAAUUUUCAACAAAUGACAUUUCAUCUUGUUGGGUAUGUGACUGUAUAAACUGUUGGGAAAAUAUUGUAGUACCAAUGCUCUUUGUAUGUGAAACCAGUGAAUCAAUGUUUAUUUAGUGACAGCUAUUACUCACCGUACUGCAGCACCA
Molecule: messenger RNA, 3762 nt
Organism: Phragmites australis (common reed)
Lineage: Eukaryota; Viridiplantae; Streptophyta; Magnoliopsida; Poales; Poaceae
Product: putative receptor-like protein kinase At3g47110
Exons: 3
Coding region: 175-3363 (1062 amino acids)
Biological process (GO): protein phosphorylation; hormone-mediated signaling pathway
Cellular component (GO): plasma membrane
Molecular function (GO): protein kinase activity; ATP binding; protein binding
Source: RefSeq, a predicted model, not a curated record